Messenger RNA from Coccinella septempunctata (seven-spotted ladybird), 4059 nucleotides. RefSeq lists its product as uncharacterized. The transcript has 2 exons. The record is from RefSeq and is a predicted model, not a curated record. NCBI's taxonomy places the organism in Eukaryota, Metazoa, Arthropoda, Insecta, Coleoptera, Coccinellidae. Bases 1 to 4059 code for a protein of 1352 amino acids.
AUGAAUGAAAAAUAUGAAGAACACGGUUCUUCAAAAGCUGUUGAAAGUAAAAUUGAUAUGAAUGGAGGUGAAUAUUUGAUCAAUUUCAAUGAGAACAUCGAGACAAAACAUUUCGAAAUUCAUGUCAAUCACCUGAACUAUGAUCAGCAAUCAAUAAUAGAUGAACUGAUACAACAAAAUUUAUCUGUUUUUGCUAAAGACAAGUACGAUGUGGGCACGGUAUCGGGUUAUGAAGCACAUAUUGAUCUACUUGAAGAAAAAUAUUGCAGUAAGAGGCCAUAUCGCUGUACAAUCGAAGAUAGGAAAGAAAUUGAACAGCAAAUCGCCAAGUUGCUGGACAAAAAACUCAUAGAAGAAUCGUAUAGUCCUUUCGCAGCUCCAGUAACAUUAGCAUUAAAAAGGGACGAAAACAAAAGAUCAAGACUGUGUAUAGACUUUCGAGACCUAAAUAAAAUAGUAGUUCCUCAGUCUCAACCAUUCCCGCUAAUCGAAGAUCUAACUGAAAAAACGAGAGAUUCUCCUAUAACUAGAAGUAAAACACAGGGCGGCAGGGAGCUUCAGGCCGGCUCCCUUCGGAACCGUCCAGAGGAUCGGUCUGUAGGAGGUGUGUGUGGAGCAAGCGGCGCACCCCUCCGAGAAGGCACCGCAAGGCCAAGUCCCGCUUCUCCGCAAGGGGAAAGCCCUGCCAGCUUGGGUGUACAAACAGUCCACUCCGCUGUAAGAAGGCCGCAGCGGGAUAGGCGAAUGCGCUGGUCAAAAGAAGAUAAUUGUAUGGUCAUGCGAGCACAUUUCAUUGCGAUGGACCUUGUUGAAACUCGCAACACCACUUAUAGGAGCCUCCUUAUGGAUAUAUGGAAGGACAUCUGUCCUGACCGACCGGUCUAUGCCCAAUUGCUCUCCAAUCGAGUACGAUGGAUCCUUGAUAAUCAAAAACUGUCAAGAGCUGAGCUGGAGUAUAUAAAGAAUGGCUGUUAUCCUGGCAUCAUCCAACAAGAGGACUCUGGUUCUUCUCAGGCGACCAGGGCGAGAUCAUCUAUUGGAAUCAGGAAAAGUGGUCUUUACGUUCGGGAGCGGGAGCCUAACGCGGUCGAGAGCUCUUUUGUGGGCAACUUGGUGAGGUUCUCGGGAGGAGCAGCGGAUAGAAGACCGAAAAUUCCACGACUGAAGUAUUCGAGGAGCGCCUAUGACUUGGUGAGGGAGGUCAACUCUAUCCUCUCGCGGUACUCCACAGAUGUGAGUACUUUUGGAGAGCUGGUGGAUAUGGUCUAUGCUGGCGCCGUAACGGUCUGCGAAUCGCUCGGACAGCGGAUCGGUUGCCAUCAAAGUGCGCCAAGAGCACCCUCGACGCCUCCUUGGAAACUGCGCCUAGAACAAAAAAUCACGGCUAUGAGAAAGAAAAUUGGGGUAAUCCACACUUACCUCAACAGUGCAUCGCCAACAAGCAAAGUGAUCAAGUCUGUUAGAAGAGUAGCCUCUGAGUCUCGUAUCAAACGCAGGGACCCCUCCUUCAAGGAAAAGUUAGCCAUCGUAUCCGACCACCUGAAACAAAAAAUUAAGGCAUUAGGGAACCGCAUUAGAAGGUACAAUGAGAGGGUAAAGCGUUAUAGAAAUAACAACCUGUACUACAGAAACAGGCGGCGAUUCUUUCGUUCCUUAGACGGGGACGACAAAACGGAAACAGACUGCUUGGAACCUAAGGCGGCGCACGAAUUCUGGUCUAGCGUGUGGUCCCGCGAAAGUGCACACGAUGAAAAAGCGUAUUGGAUAGAGGAGGUACGGCAGAGGAUACCCAGGGAAUCGAUGGACGCAAUAAUGAUACAGCCCUCGGAUAUAGGCGAAGUACUUAAACGCUCGAACAACUGGGCAGCUCCGGGCUCUGACAAACUCCACAACUAUUGGUGGAAGUAUUUCAAUAGUGUGCAAGACAAACUAGCACUGUUACUGCAGGAAGCCUUGAAUAAUCCAGCCUCGGUCCCUGGGUUCUUCACGCAGGGGAUCACAUAUCUCAUCCCAAAGGAUGGAGACAGAAAAGACCCCAAGAAUUAUCGACCCAUCACCUGUCUCUCAUCCGUUUAUAAAAUCCUUACAGGAGUGCUCACAAAAUACAUAAAUGGCCACAUCAGAAAACACCACCUUAUGACUGAAGAACAGGGAGGCUGUCGGGAGAGGUCCAAGGGAUGCAAAGAGCUUCUGGUUAUAGACCAUGUAGUCACCAAGCAGGCGAGAAAGAAGCUCAGGAACAUAUCGGUGGCCUGGGUGGACUAUAAGAAGGCGUUCGACUCGGUCCCCCAUACGUGGCUGCUGAAGGUGCUGGAAAUGCAUGGAGUGUCCCCCGGGGUGAUAGAGCUUCUAAGACACCUCAUGAAAACCUGGAGGACGACGCUUUUUGUUCGAUCAGGGGACUCUCUGAUAGAAUCAGGACAAAUAAAAAUAGCCAGGGGGAUAUUUCAAGGGGACACGUUAAGCCCCAUUUGGUUCUGCUUGGCACUGAACCCUCUAAGCAUCAUGCUCAAAAAUACAAAAUAUGGAUAUGUCAUCAACAAGAGCAGACAGAUCGCUAUAUCCCAUCGAUUGUUCAUGGAUGACUUGAAACUGUAUGGAGCUAACUCCGAUCAACUGAGAAGGAUGCUAGAGUUGGUAGCGGCGUUCAGUGAGUCGAUAGGGAUGGAGAUGGGGGUCGAGAAGUGUGCCGUGCUUGAUGUGCGGAGAGGGAGAAUUGAGAAUGCGGAGGAAGCUGUAGUGCUUAUGAAUAACACGGAAAUUCCUGUUUUGGAUGAAGGAGUCCCAUAUAAAUACUUAGGGAUAAAACAAGCACUGGAAAUAAAAACCCAGGAAAUGAAGAAAUCAUUUAGGGAGAAGCUAUUCACCAGAAUUGGUUUGCUCCUCAGAGCCAAGCUGAACUCGAAAUCCCUCUUUACGGCCAUUAAUAUCUGGGCGAUCCCAAGUAUGGCGUAUUCCUUCGGCGUCAUCAACUGGUCGGCGACUGAGCUUCGCAGUCUAGAUAGGGAGGUAAGAUCCAUACUUACUAAAUAUGGCGUACACCACCCCCAUUCCUCGACGCUAAGGCUAUACCUCCCAAGACACAGGGGUGGGAGGGGGCUGUUAAGCUUGGAGGACAUCCAUUGGAAGAGCGUGAGUGACCUGCGGCAGCAUUUCCUGAAGCAGAGCUCACCUCUGUUCGGGGCAAUCCGUGAAGCUGACGUUGGAUUAUCCGCUUUGAAGCUUUCCGAGCCAGAAUAUCAGGUCCCGACCUACUGUGUGGAAGAACGCAUUGAAGAAUGGAGUGCCAAGGCCCUGCACGGCAGAUACCCAAGUCACCUAGGGAGUGAAGAAGUAGAUGGAGUGGAAUCUCUUACUUACCUGCGAGCAGGAUACCUGUUUCCGGAAACGGAAGGAAGAAUCCUGGCGAUCCAAGAUCAGGUAGUCCCUACCCGGAUGUACAUGAAGCAUAUCGCUGGGCAGGAUAUCCCAUCUGACCGAUGUCGAAAAUGCUCCCAGGCUGCAGAGUCGAUCCAACAUGUGACCUCUUCCUGUCCGAUUCUGGCUCCUAGAGACUACCUUGAAAGGCAUAAUGCGAUGGGAAAGAUCUACCACCAGCAGAUCGCAUUGAAACUAGGAUUGCUCGGGGAAGAGGUACAGCAACACCUGUAUAAACCGAAGACCCUCCUGGAGAACGAGCGCUACAAGCUGUACUGGGACGUGACACUUGUGACGGAUAGAGGAGUGGCGCACAAUAGACCAGAUGUGGCGCUUUUUGAUAAACAGGAACAGACGUGUCUGUUGCUGGAUUUCACUGUUCCGGCGGACGACAACUUGGCCAGAGCCUAUUCGGAGAAGAUUAGUAAAUACUCUGACCUGGCCUACCAGCUCCGGGACGUGCACAACCUGAAAGCCAUCAGUAUAUUGCCAUUGAUAAUCUCGGUAAAUGGUCUCGUCGAAAAACACUUACCCGACAACACCGCUAGACUCUGCUUAGACCCAACUGUAAUAUCCAGCUCCCAGAAGCAGGUCUUGUUGAGCGCGGCAAGAAUGGUCAGGAAAUUCCUUCAAGGUCCGUAG